Molecule: messenger RNA, 1036 nt
Organism: Cajanus cajan (pigeon pea)
Lineage: Eukaryota; Viridiplantae; Streptophyta; Magnoliopsida; Fabales; Fabaceae
Product: Maf-like protein
Molecular function (GO): nucleoside triphosphate diphosphatase activity
Source: RefSeq, a predicted model, not a curated record
AGAAGCACCUCUACUCUUCUGCAACUGCAGGUAAGAGCUUGAAAAACACGCGUUGGCGAACAUGGUUUCCAAAAAUCCACCGUUCAAGGUUUGGGCCAUUUCCCGUUUAUACUUCCUUUUCACCGCUCCCGACAUAUUUCGAUGUGUCAAAUGAUGUACCUUCCCACCAACUCUGCCUCAUAAACGAUAAUUCUGGGCUCUUCUUCGAAGGCUCGCAGAGAGAUUCUUGCUGAGAUGGGAUACGAGUUCACAAUAGUGACUGCAGACAUUGAUGAGAAAAGUAUUAGGAGGGAAAAGCCAGAAGAUUUGGUAAUGACAUUAGCUGAGGCAAAGGCUGAUGCUAUUGUGCAAAGGCUUUCUACUGGAGUUUCAUUGGAGGAAGAUACUUCUACAACACUGUUAAUUACUGCAGACACAGUUGUGGUGUAUCGAGGAACAAUCAGGGAAAAACCAACUAGUGAAAAAGAAGCACGGGAAUUCAUCAAAGGAUAUUCUGGUAGUCACGCAGCAGUAGUAGGAUCUGUUAUAGUAACUAACAUUGCAACUGGAAAACGUUGUGGGGGAUGGGACAGUGCAGAGGUUUACUUCCUUGAAAUUCCAGAUGAGGUCAUUGAUAGUCUGAUUGAUGAGGGGAUUACAUUCAACGUUGCUGGAGGUUUGAUGCUGGAACAUCCACUGACAUUACCCUUUGUGGAUGCAGUAGUUGGCUCAGCGGAUACCGUCAUGGGUCUUUCCAAAGCUCUUACAGAGAAACUCUUAUUGGAAGCUCUAUAGAUGAUGCAGCAAUAGUACAAUUAUAUUCUGAGAGAUUCCACGUGCUGGCUAAAGGCGAAAAUUACUGCAAUUAUAUUCAAAAAUUGUUUGACCGAUUCAUGUAAUGCAAAAUACAAACAAGAAUGCCCGAGACUUCACUGGUCAUUUUUGUCACGAGCUGAAAAAGCUUGUUAUUUAACUUUAAUGAUUCAUUUCUCAGUUUUGCGUGCAUGACAUGAUUGCGGGCUUUUCUCAGUCUUGCAAGGCAUGAUUGAUUGUAUCA